Polistes canadensis is the source of this 3991-nucleotide messenger RNA. RefSeq names its product protein croquemort-like. The record is from RefSeq and is a predicted model, not a curated record. Lineage: Eukaryota; Metazoa; Arthropoda; Insecta; Hymenoptera; Vespidae. The transcript is spliced from 9 exons. Gene Ontology annotation, molecular function: scavenger receptor activity. Gene Ontology annotation, cellular component: cytoplasm; membrane. The coding region runs from base 413 to 1963 and encodes 516 amino acids.
AAUCCUAUAACAUAACGUCAUAAUUAAACAUGCAUAAUCACAAUACUUGACAAAAAGUUCAACUGAUUUAUAUAAAAUCAAUGUAUUCUUAAGAAAAAAUAACCAAAUGAUAGAGUGGAAGUAAUACUAAUCUUGUUAUUUUCAAUUUUGUUAUAUUCUUUCUUAUGUACAAAUUAUGUGUUAUUUGUUAUUGUUAAUUAUUUGUAAAUUUAAUAAGUCAAACGUUAAAGAAAACUACUAAGUAAUGGUUAUUUAGAGUUGCAACUACAGUUGAUAUACUUUGCAUAUUAUGUAUUUACAUAUGAAUGAUAUUUUUCUUUUAAUUUUCAACUUUUGUUUAUAUGAAUAAUAAGAUUAAUCGAAUGAUUCAUUUAAUUGUAAUAAUUGAAGUUGAAAGAAACAGAUUUUAAUUAUGCCUAUAGUAUCAGUAACCAAUUUAAUUGAGGAAGACUUCGAUGAUCACAUUGUCGCACCGGCAACAAAGAUGAAGCAAUCUUCUUUAAAGUUUAUCAUAAUUCUGGUCAUCGGGAUGAUGUUAUUAGUCCUUGGCUCUAUUGCAGCUUCAUUUUGGUCUUCGAUUUUUAAUUGGUUUUUGUUACGAGAACUAACAUUGACGCCAACAUCAACUAUUUAUAAUCUUUGGAAGGAAACACCUAUACCGAUGCAUCUGAAAUUUUAUUUUUUUAAUUUGAGUAAUCCUGAUGUCUUUAAUCACCCUUUAAAGAAAAAGCCAAUGCUUGUAGAAAUGGGACCAUAUGUGUUUAGAGAAAUUGACUAUAAAAUAAAUCAAGUAUGGAACGACAAUGGAACUGUAACAUUUCAAAGGAGAAAAGUAUGGCAUUUUGAUGAAAAUUUAUCAAAAGGAAAGUUAACCGAUAAAGUAACUAAUUUCGAUCCGAUCGUAGUGACAAUGGGACAAUUAAUGAAAAGUGAACCUGUAAUAAUACGUGAAAUGGCUGAUAAAUUAAUUCAAAGCGUAAAUAAAGGUUUAACGAUGACGAAAACUGUAGGCGAAGUCCUGUUUGACGGUUAUAAGGAUGAAUUACUUGUUAUAGCAAAAAAAUUGAAUUUUACCAAUAUACCUUUCACCAAAUUUGGCUGGUUUUAUGAGAGAAAUAAUUCUGAUACUUUUGAUGGAACAUUCAAUAUGUUAACUGGAAAAGAUAAUAUAUAUGAAAUGGGAAUUGUCAAAGAGUGGAAUUUUCAGAAUAAAACAAAAUAUUACAAAGAUUCUUGUGGUGUGAUAGACGGUACAAAUGGUGACUUAUGGCCACCUUUGAUGGAUAAUAAAACCGUAUCUAUAUUUGUACCUGACAUUUGCACAUAUAUAACAUUGACAUAUCAAAAUCAAUUUUUGUAUCAAAGUAUAGAAGGUAGUAAAUUUAUUUCCGAUGAAACUAUGUUAGAUAAUGGUAGUAUUGUAAAGUCACGAAAAUGUUUUUGUGCGAAUGAAACAAUAUGCGAGCCGUCUGGAGUAUUAGACGUUUCUAAAUGUAAGUACGGAGCACCUGCAUUUAUCAGUUUGCCACAUUUUUAUUUGGCGGAUAGUAGUUAUGGAAAAGCGGUAGAAGGACUGAAACCCUUAAGAGAAAAACACGAGACUUUUGUGAUCGUCGAACCGAAAUCUGGCGUCCCAUUAGAAGUGAAAGCGCAAUUGCAAUUAAAUCUUAUGGUGGAGCCGAUCGACGGAAUGAGUAUAUUUAAAUACGUACGAAAAACGUAUAUGCCUAUGCUGUGGUUUACGCAAGAAGCUAGUUUAACUUCUGAUUACGUUAGUCAAGUUAAAUUUUUAUUGGUAUUACCAAAAUUAGGACUAGUUACUUGUAUUGGUAUCAGCGUUAUAGGAAUCUUAAUAACUUCUAUUGGUAUAUUUGUUUAUAUUCGUCAAAGGUGGCAAACGGAAGAUAAUCAGAUAUUAUUAGUUAGAGAUGAUACAAAUCGUGUUGAUAGAACCAACGAAUGAUCAACAUUUUAAUUAUAUGUAGAGGUAAAAGAAAUAUUAAAGUUACGAUUCAGCUUUAUUUUAUAUGCGAAGAAGCAUAUUUUUACAGCUGACAGUGUAUUGUUUAUCAUAAUAGUUUCAUAUUUUUGCUUAUGAUUAAAACACCGGUUAACAAAUUUUUAUAUACUCGUCUAUAUAUGAUGUCUAGAAUAGGACAAACCAAGCAAAUCGUUAAUUACAAACUUUUAAAAUAAUUAAAUUUUUAGAAUAAUAAUGUGUGUGAAGUGCCUAUUAUUAAACUAUAAAAAGAUCUAUUUAAAAAAAAUGUACGAUUAUUAAGACUAUGCUGAUGCAACAUAAAGUGUUAGUUAGUUAGAGAUUUAUAAUGUUUUAUCUACUAGCAUGCAGAAAAGAAUCAUGAUUCAAAUGACACAUAUAAUAUAUAUAUAUAUAUAUACGUAUAUAUAUAUAUAUAUUAUAUAUAUAUAUACAUAUACGUAUAUAGAGGAUGUCUGAGAUUUUUUCGUACAAAUAUUGUGAGCGUAUUCUACGCAUAAAAUUAAUAAAAAUAUGUUAUAUAAAUAUAAAUCAUUUAAAGCUUUAUUCAAAAGCUACAAAUUGUAAGACUAUUUAAAUGUGCUGUUCAAAAUGUUGCCUGCCUAUGCGAAUACAAUUUUGAGACCGUUACAGAAUGCUGUUUAGUAUAUGGCGAAUUUUUUUAUCGAUUUCUAUUAAUUUCUGCAAGUGCAUCCACAAUUUGCUCUAUCAUAACAUCAAGUAUAGCUAUUUCAUAAUCAGUUGCAUAAGCUUCUUGUUUUAGUUUUCCUUAUUAAUAAAAAUCUGGUAGGACGAGGUCAGAUGACCUAAAUGGUCAAGCUAUUGUUCAGAGAAGAAUACGUUGAUUUACUCCACGAUGGUGAACAACAUACGCAGAAUCGCUAAACAUCAUUUACAGCACAACAGCACUACAUUUGGACAGUUUUACAAUUUAUGUUAGACCUUUCUGAAUGAAGUUUUAAAUGAUCUAUGUUAGUAGAACAUUUUUAAAUUAUUUUUUUGCGUAGAAUACGCUCACAACGUUUGUACGAGAAAACCUCAGACGCCCAAUGUAUAUCAGAGAUAAUACAGAGAUAUAAAAAUGAUCAAAAUUAAUAUAAAUACUAUUAUGAUGUUUAAGACAAACAUAACGAUAAUAAUAAUAAGAUCAUCUAUUUUGAAAUGUGUUACAAGUGCAGCACACUUUGGUGCUUAAGUCACCGUUAUAUCUGUGAUAAACAGCAAGUGUGCUAUUAAUAUUUACACGCAAUAAUUUAAUUGAACAUAUAAAAUAGCUGUAUUUUAUAGAAUAAUGUGGUUUCUUUUUAUUAAAAUUUCUAUCUAUUGAUUCCAUACUGUAACACGGAGUCUUUUAUUUUGCUGAGUAAUGGUCUUUGAUUGGAAUCGAUAUUAUAGAGCGUUGCGCUUAUGUUAAUUAUUUAAGUACAAAAUUUAUAUAUGAAAUUUAUCAAAUUUAAUAAAAAAAGAAGAGGGUCAUGAAUUGAAUUAAAAAACAAUAUAAUAUAUAUAUUCACUAUUUAAGGAAUUAAAGGAAAUCACUAAUUAAAGGAAAUCAACGAAACACAAUAUAGAUAUUUAAAUGACUAUUACAUGUUAUAAUAAAUGAAUCAAGAGAACGAUUAAAAUUCAUCGGUAUUGUAAGAUACAAAUCAAAAAGGUAUCAUCGUAAAGUUAUAACAUAAAAUCGCGCAGCAAGCUAAUUAAUUUAAAUAUUUUCAUCCUAAAUUGCGAAUAACUAUAAUUAAAAAAUGAAACGAAUUAAAACUAAUAAAGAAUACUAGGCACUCGUAUACAGCAAAAUUAAAAAUAUAUACGCUAAAUAGAAUACAUUAUAUAUAAUCUAUAAAAUUGACAGAUUGUCAUUAUUAAUUUGACAUAGUGGUGAUAUUCAAUAAUAAUAUUUAAAAAAUUAUAAUUGUAAUUUAUUUAUUUCUAAUGACUGUAUAAUAUGACUGUAUAAUAUGUAAAGGAAUAUAAUAUUCUUUUCUCUUA